Messenger RNA from Pezoporus occidentalis (night parrot), 817 nucleotides. RefSeq names its product NCBP2 antisense 2 (head to head) (gene NCBP2AS2). The transcript has a single exon. The record is from RefSeq and is a predicted model, not a curated record. Bases 54 to 329 code for a protein of 91 amino acids. NCBI's taxonomy places the organism in Eukaryota, Metazoa, Chordata, Aves, Psittaciformes, Psittacidae.
GCGAGGCGCAGGUGUCGGCUCUCGCGAGAGGGGCGGUGUCUGGCGGGGCCGGGAUGGUGCUGCGGCGGGUGCUGCUGGCGCUGCUGAGCAGCCCGCGGGUGGUGGAGCGGCUCUCCGAGUCCCGGCCCGUCCGCGCCGCCGCCCGCCUCACCGCCGCCGCCAUCACCCGCGGGCAGCUCAGCGCCCGCCAGGCGGCGCGGAGCCUGACCCCUUGUUUGCUGCGCCUGCGCGACGCCGUGCUCGCGGAGCUGAAGGGCAGCGCGCGGGGCUGGCCAUGGCCCCCGAGGCGCGGGUCGGGGCAGGGCGGCCGCCCCGGAGCUGCACCCUGAACGCUGUCGAGCUGAGGGGAGCUACGGAGCAGCAGCCGGCACAGGACCCUUCCACGAGGAGAAAGAAACCACCGGGCGCUGGAGGAGGAGCGCGGCGGAGCCGGCAGCGGGCGGGCCCCGGCGCCUGGGUGACGGGCUUCCGGCGGCGGCAGGGCCCCCCCCAGCCUUUCCGGGACCGGUCGGCUCACGGGUGCGCUGCGGCAGCCGCGGAGGACCCGGCGUGACCCCGGCCUGCGAGCUGCGGACUGAGGCUGCUGCUCCACACACCGCGCGUCGCCAGGAGACGUCCCCGCGUCUGAGCGUGAGAACGGGAAGCGCGGCGCUCACCGGUGCCAUGGGCUCUCAUUGCAGAAUCGGCGUGCGCCCUCCGCAGUACUCGGUAACGGGCAGAAGGGAGACUCGCGUUAAACAUCGUCCAGAAUACUGUCGGGAUUGUCACUUUCAGUGUUCGAUAAGAAACUCGAAAUAAACCCAUAUUUCUCACAGGA